UUUUGAUGAAUAAGCUGCAAAAUAUUCAGUAGACACUAUUCAUUUCGAGAACCCGAACAUUUCUAUUCUGAAGUAACAUAGCUACAGUCGUUGAUUCGGCAUAUAUUAUUGAUUGACAGUUUUUCUGGAUUGACCGCUUGCUCUCCCCCUUUGUUGUAACAUCUUCAUUUUCGGGUAAUAUUCGCUUCCCGUGGUCCCAUAACAUGUAAACACCAAAAAACACCAAAAUGCCCUCUCCAUCUAAUAAUAAUGACACCCCCAUAUUGUGUAUAGGUAACACUGCAGCAGGUAAGCAGCAGGCUGGUCUCGCCUGAUCCCUCGGCACCUUUGGCGAGUCUGGCUCCCUAGCCAAUUCCUGCCCCUCGAGGACCCUCGAGGCACAAUGACUCAAAGCACACGUGAUCCAUCAACAUGGUAAAAUUCACACCAUUCUUAAUUCUUCAACAACCACCACCACCAUGUCCAGCCCCAAUGCGUUAACCCCCUUCAUCAAGUCGUUGUUGAUGGAGCCCCCUAACUUCACCGAGGGCGACUUGGCCACUGUCUUGAGGUGUAUUUUCAGGGGCAUCCCCAGCGACAUCCAAACUGCUUCGUUCUUGACAGCAUUGAGAUUGAGAGGCUUGGACCAGCGCCCAGAGUUCAUAGCAGCGGCAGUCACUACCGUGUUGGAGUUCUCCAAAAUGAUUCCUGCCGAACUCGUUGAUCCGCUGGGCUAUGUGGACAUUGUUGGAACUGGAGGUGAUGGAAAGAACACCUUCAAUGUCUCCACUUCCUCGGCCAUUGUCGCUGCUGGUAUGGGCUUACCUGUUUGCAAACAUGGAGGUAAAGCCUCGUCAUCCACCUCGGGAUCGGGUGACUUACUCAAAUCCUUGGGUGUCGACUUAAUGAAUGUUAAUGAUGAAACCACUCCAGAAAUCGUUAAGAAGUCAGACUUUUGUUUCUUAUUUGCACCUGCCUUCCAUGGUGGUAUGCUCAAGGUAGCCCCAGUUAGAGCCCAAUUGGGUAUUCCUACUAUUUUCAACAUCUUGGGUCCGUUAAUUAACCCUAUUCCAUUGAGAGCCCGUAUCUUGGGUGUCUACAGUGAACAGCUAGGAGAGUCCUACGCUCAAGCAGCAUCGAUAUUAGCCAAAGAGAGCAAGGUCCACAAGAAAACAAUGGUGGUUUACGGUGACAUCGGAUUAGAUGAAAUCUCCCCAUUCGGCUACACCAAAUACUGGAUGAUAGAUGCAGACGGUGAGAUCACCAAGGGAGUGAUAUCCCCCAAAGAUUUCCAUCUUCCAGAGCAUGAUCUUACCUGGGUAAGCCUGGGUACCCCCGAAGAAAAUGCCGAAACCUUGCUUCAUAUCCUCAGACAGGACCAAUCAAGAUUUAAGAUAAAAGAGAGCAACAACCAUGCGUUGGUCGACUACAUUUUGAUGAACACAGCUGCUUUGGCUGUGGUAGCGGGAAUUGCCACAGACUGGGUCCAUGGUGUGGAGCUCGCUAAGAAUUCCAUCAUGUCCGGCUCUGCAUUGAGAGCCUUAGAGGACUUCAAGGCCGCAGUGCAGGAACUCCCUGAACAGACCAGCUAAGCCUGGGCCGCGAUUUAUUCUAAUAUACGACACUUAUAG
Suhomyces tanzawaensis NRRL Y-17324 is the source of this 1610-nucleotide messenger RNA. RefSeq names its product anthranilate phosphoribosyltransferase (gene TRP4). Gene Ontology annotation, cellular component: cytosol. The record is from RefSeq and is a predicted model, not a curated record. NCBI's taxonomy places the organism in Eukaryota, Fungi, Ascomycota, Pichiomycetes, Serinales, Debaryomycetaceae. Gene Ontology annotation, molecular function: anthranilate phosphoribosyltransferase activity. The coding region runs from base 459 to 1571 and encodes 370 amino acids. The transcript has a single exon. Gene Ontology annotation, biological process: L-tryptophan biosynthetic process.